ACUCAGUGGGACACACUUCGCAAGCUCCAGGAACGGUCAAGCUCACAACAUGGGCCUCUACAGCGUCGUCUUCUUGAUCACUGUUGCUAUUUUGCAGAGCGCUACUUCUUUUGCUGCGGUCCCAUCGAAUGCCUUGGCUGUGGAUUAUUCGCCUAAUGGCAACGAGCGCGGCGCCCUUAUUACUAGGCUUCUGAGAAGUAAUAACGGAGUGGACAAUGGCGAGGAAAGAUUAGUCUGGUGGGAGCAGCUCACAAAAGUGCUCAAGCGGGAUGAUGUGAUGGUCAAGAGGCUGUUGGAGAACGGAGAAACCCCCCAUCAGGCUCUCGUUUCACUAGGUUUAAACAAGGGAGCUGGUAACCUCAUUUCUGAUGCCAAGUUUGGGAGGUGGUUCAAGGCCGUUGCUAAGACCAACAAGGACAACUGGGAUAUUGUAAUGCUUGCGGCCCUCCGACAGGAUCGUACAGAAGCAGAAUUGGCCAGCCUGAUCCUUGCGGCGAAGAAAGGGAGGAACAAACGUAUCGCCAAGAAACUCGAGGAAGCUCAGUUCAAGAAAUGGCUCGAUGAUGGUUACUGGCCGUCAGACGUCAUUGAAAAAGUGUACAAGCUGGGUCCGGGUACAUGGACUAGAACUGACGCGAAGCCAGUUAGGGAGGCAUACAAGAAGUAUUUCCGCAAGAUGCGCCCAGGACUAUUAACCUAACACCUUUGCAACACGUAGCG
Messenger RNA from Phytophthora nicotianae INRA-310, 720 nucleotides. RefSeq lists its product as hypothetical. The transcript has a single exon. Bases 50 to 700 code for a protein of 216 amino acids. Lineage: Eukaryota; Oomycota; Peronosporomycetes; Peronosporales; Peronosporaceae. The record is from RefSeq and is a predicted model, not a curated record.